AUGUCGUUCUACCUCUAUGAGUUGCCUACGGCGGGAGCUAUCUCUUUCGGCGACUUUUUGUACGACAAGUCCGCAUCGUACAUCUCAGAAGUCUCAGACACCACCGAGGCACGGGCGAACCUAAGAGCAGUUCUCAAGGAGAAUAAGCGGUCUGACGAGAAGGAUUUCCUGCGGCUUGUCAAGGUGCUAGACGACUACAUUCCGAAGCUCUGUGGCAUUAUCGCCGCAGUGAACGCAGGUGAACUUGUCUUAAAGGCUGAACCAAUAUUUAGCUGGCGUACAACACUCUCUGCCUCUUUCUUCCACUCAUCCCCGCGCCUGUCGGUGCCAUCGCUGGCGGCGGAGCUCGCCUUUACACUACUCACGUACGCGUUUGCGUUGAGUAACAUGGCACGUGCUGUUGUCCUCUCGCUUGGCACAUAUGAGACCGAAUACGGCAUCUCGGACGCAGAUCGCAAGGCCAAGGACGAGCGGCUCGGGUUCGCGGUCACACUGCUGUGCAAGGCUGCGGGCGUCUUUGAGCACAUCGCCAAGGAGGUUAUGGGAGACUGGGACGCAGCGCGAGAGCGUGCGAUAGCUGCAGGAAUUUCCUGCCCACACCCGCCAGAUCUCAGCAGAGAGGUGUUGAUUGGCUUGAGCAAGCUGGCUCUUUCUGAUGCGCAGAACCUUGCCAUUCGCAAACUGCUCACACGUGCAGCAUUCGAGAGCACUAUCUCGCCGGGGCCGCCACUGCCCAAAUCGCACCCAUCUCCCGCGCUCGCGGCGAAACUCCACCUCGAAUGCGCGGCCCUUUACUCUUCCGCGCGCGCCCUAGUGAAGACACCCGGUGCCUCGCGUCACCUAGUCCCAACACAGUCCUCCUCUAAAUCCAAAUUCAAGCUCGGGUUCGGCAAGGACAAGUUUGCCGCCUCUACAUCCACUCAGGAUGGCGCAGACGAAGUCGUUCCUGAGCUCCGCCGCUACCUCGCGGACGAGGUGCUCUUGCACAACGCGCUCGCGCACAAAUGGCUCGGCGUCGACGCAAGCGAGAACGGCGGCUCGCAGCAAAGUGGAGUCGCGGUCGGCUUUCUCACGUGGGCGCGCCAGGACCUCGAGGAGCUCAAAGGCGGCGCGAGCGGUGUUAACAUUGGGGUAGUCAUGGAGCGCGAGAGGGACAUGAGAGAGGAGAGGAAGGCCAGAGUCCAGGCGGAAGCUGACAGUGUCAACGUGUUUUUGAAAGGGUAUAAGCGGAUGAACGACUCGAUGGCAUUUCAAGCUGUUCCGCCGCAGUCCGAUCUUCAAGCGUCAAUCCCGGCAGGACGCAUGGCGGUCGCAAUUCGACCAUAUACGAGGCCUGUGCCUGCAUUCGGCCCUGGAUCGGCCGAGUACGUGCAACAGUACGCAGAAGCAUUAGAUUCACUCGCGAAGGAAGACGGAAGUGAAGUCGAGAGUGCAACAUCGCUGCCGCCACCGCCACCGCCUUCUGGUGCUUCAGCGGGUGGUUAUGCAGGAGCUGGGUCAUAUUUCUAGGGACAGCAUGAACUUUUGUAUACUACUAGUACCGCGCACGUUAUGACAUUAUUCAGAAC
Messenger RNA from Phanerochaete carnosa HHB-10118-sp, 1568 nucleotides. RefSeq lists its product as uncharacterized. Gene Ontology annotation, cellular component: plasma membrane. Gene Ontology annotation, biological process: cellular response to pH. The coding region runs from base 1 to 1509 and encodes 502 amino acids. The transcript is spliced from 6 exons. NCBI's taxonomy places the organism in Eukaryota, Fungi, Basidiomycota, Agaricomycetes, Polyporales, Phanerochaetaceae. The record is from RefSeq and is a predicted model, not a curated record.